AUGAGGUUGAAGUACUCCAUCUCCCUUGUCUUCAUUGUGGCACUGGUCAUCAUUGAGAAGGAAAACAAUAUUAUCUCACGGUAAACCUAAGCCCAUCUCCAUGAUCAACAGAGAGAGAGAGCGAGAGAGAGAGAGAGAGAGAGAGAGAGAGAGAGAGAGAGAGAGAGAGAGAGAGAGAGAGAGAGAGAGAGAGAGAGAGAGACAGAGAGAGAGAGAGAGAGAAAGAGAGUGUGUGUGUGUGUGUUAAGCCUGCCUGUUGUACUGAUCUCCCUCAGAUUGGAACAGACUCACCUUUAUUCAGAGCUGUGUGUUUGGAACAUUUGUUUCAGCUACUCACAUGCUGUUUUUUUUCCAAUUUGUCUGAUUGGAUGAAGUAGUCAUGCUGUCAAGGCUUCAAUUGCAUUGGUUGUUUACUUACUUUGAUUGAAUUCACUGUCUGAGGAUAAGAUGGUCUUCUAAACUAUAAAACAUAAAAAAAUAUAAAUACAUUGUUUAACACUGUCUUUUAGGGUCUCAGACAAGCUCACCCCAAAGCAGACCCCCCAGACACCCCUCCAGCCCAGUAACUCUGCCCCAGCCUCAGCCCUGGGUCUCCUGAAGUUCAAUGGCUCCUCCUUCACUACGCUGAGCAAGCUGGACCCUGCUUUCACCCUCAUGAAGAGACGUCUGGAGAACUACACCGAGCAGAGGUCUGUGUGUGUAGCAUCAUAUACUAUUUAUCAUACAUUAAGACAAACAGUCUGGCCUUAAUGGUCACAUGCACUCUUAAAUCUCUACCCAGUACAGCCAGGAGAGGACUGGCCACGCCUCAGAGCCUGGUUCCUCUCUACCCAGUACAGCCAGGAGAGGACUGGCCACGCCUCAGAGCCUGGUUCCUCUCUACCCAGUACAGCCAGGAGAGGACUGGCCACCCCUCAGAGCCUGGUUCCUCUCUACCCAGUACAACCAGGAGAGGACUGGCCACCCCUCAGAGCCUGGUUCCUCUCUACCCAGUACAACCAGGAGAGGACUGGCCACCCCUCAGAGCCUGGUUCCUCUCUACCCAGUACAGCCAGGAGAGGACUGGCCACCCCUCAGAACCUGUUUCCUCUCUACCCAGUACAGCCAGGAUAGGACUGGCCACCCCUCAGAGGCUGGUUCCUCUCUACCAUGUACAGCAAGGAUAGGACUGGCCACCCCUCAGAGCCUGGUUCCUCUCUACCCUGCAUAGCCAGGAGAGGACUGGCCACCCCUCAGAGCCUGGUUCCUCUCUACCCAGUACAGCCAGAAGAGGACUGGUCACCCCUUGGAACCUGGUUCCUCUCUACCCAGUACAGCCAGGAGAGGACUGGCCACCCCUCAGAACCUGUUUCCUCUCUACCCAGUACAGCCAGGAGGGGACUGGCCACCCCUCAGAGCCUGGUUCCUCUCUACCCAGUACAGCCAGGAGAGGACUGGCCACCCCUCAGAGCCUGGUUCCUCUCUACCCAGUACAGCCAGGAGAGGACUGGCCACCCCUCAGAGCCUGGUUCCUCUCUACCCAGUACAGCCAGGAGGGGACUGGCCACCCCUCAGAGCCUGGUUCCUCUCUACCCAGUACAGCCAGGAGAGGACUGGCCACCCCUCAGAGCCUGGUUCCUCUCUACCCAGUACAGCCAGGAGAGGACUGGCCACCCCUCAGAGCCUGGUUCCUCUCUACCCAGUACAGCCAGGAGAGGACUGGCCACCCCUCAGAGCCUGGUUCCUCUCUACCCUGCAUAGCCAAGAGAGGACUGGAUACCCCUCAGAGCCUGGUUCCUCUCUAAGUUUCUUCCUAGGUUCUUGCCAUCUAGGGUGUUUUUCCUAGACACUGUGCUUCUGCCUCUCCAUUGCUUGCUUUUUGGGGUUUUAGGCUGGGUAUCUGUAAAGCACUUUGUGACAACUGUUGACGUAAAAAGGGCUUCAUCAAAUAAAUGUGAUUGAUUGAUUGAUACUACAUUACCUAUAAUGCUGUGUGUAACAUAUCCUGUUUUGUCUCAGUAAAGAUGUUCCUUAAGCUAGCAUAAUGGUGUCCCCACUCCUGAUCUGUAUUUAUAUGUGUGGUGUCCAAGGGGUUGGGAAUAACGUUUUUUUUAAAAAAUGUAUCCGAUCCGAUUGACAUUGGACAAUACAUUUUUGUAAUUUGUACUGUAUUGUAGGUCAGAGGUCAUAGGAUCAGCAGGAAACAGAAAGCACAUCCUCCUAUUGGCCACCACGCGGACAGGCUCCUCCUUCGUGGGCGAGUUCUUCAACCAGCAGGGCGACAACAUGUUCUACCUGUUCGAGCCGCUGUGGCACGUCGAGAGAUCGCUGACGUUAGAGACCGGCGGGACCAAUGCCACGGCCGCCGCCCGGGCCUACCGAGAAGUCCUCCAGGGGCUCUUCCUGUGCGACUUCACCCCUCUGGAGAGCUUUAUUGACCCACUUCCUGUAGACCACGUCACCUCAGCCCUGUUCAGGAGAGAAUCUAGCAGCUCUCUCUGUGAGGAGUCCGUCUGUAGCCCGUUUGUUAAGAAAGUAUUUGAGCGCUACCACUGCCGGACCAGGAAGUGUGGUCCCCUCAACCUGACCAUGGCGUCCGAGUCAUGCCAGCAGAAGGAGCACAGGGCCAUUAAAUCCGUCCGGGUGCGUCAGCUGGAGACCCUGAGACCCCUCGCUGAGGACCCUCGUCUGGAUAUCAAGUUCAUCCAGCUGGUGAGGGACCCCAGGGCGGUUCUGGCCUCGCGCAUGGUGGCCUUCUCUGCAAAGUACAACAACUGGAAGAAGUGGGCCGUGGACGGGGACGUGCCCAUUGACGACGACGAGGUGAGGAAGCUGAAAGGGAACUGCGACAACAUCAGGAUGUCUGCGGAGGUGGGCCUGAGGCAGCCGUCGUGGCUGAGGCGGAGGUACAUGCUAGUGCGGUACGAGGAUAUCGCUAGAUUCCCUAUGAGGAAGGCAGCGGAGAUGUACAAGUUCACCGGGAUCCCGUUCACUCCUCAGGUGAAAGACUGGGUACUAAAGAACACCCAGGCUUCCAAUGAGACAAGCGGAGUUUAUUCAACACAGAAGAACUCCUCCGAGCAAGUAGAGAAAUGGAGGUUCAGCAUACCGUACAAACUAGCCCAGGUGGUGCAGAGAGUUUGUGGACCCACGAUGAAACUGUUUGGGUACAGGUUUGUGAACAGCGAGGCGAUGCUGACGGACAAGUCUAUCAGUUUGAUCGAAGAAAAGGUUUUCAUACAAAACUUUUCGUAG
Messenger RNA from Coregonus sp. 'balchen', 3234 nucleotides. The record is from the annotation of a GenBank genome assembly. NCBI's taxonomy places the organism in Eukaryota, Metazoa, Chordata, Actinopteri, Salmoniformes, Salmonidae.